Molecule: messenger RNA, 1719 nt
Organism: Sitophilus oryzae (rice weevil)
Lineage: Eukaryota; Metazoa; Arthropoda; Insecta; Coleoptera; Curculionidae
Exons: 5
Coding region: 1-1719 (572 amino acids)
Cellular component (GO): nucleus
Molecular function (GO): DNA binding
Source: RefSeq, a predicted model, not a curated record
AUGGCAGCACACUAUUUAGCUAACAGGAGAAAAAAGAUGGUUUGCAAUUACGUUUGGAAAAGCAGCAGGGCUUCCUAUUCCGAGGAAGAUAUGAGCAAAGCAAUAGACGAAGUUCAGUCAAAAACUCUUGGUUUGCGAAAAGCUGCUGAAAAAUAUGGCAUUGCGGUAACGACUCUUCAGAAGCGAGUUAAGAAGAAUCAGUUUGUCGUGGUUAAUAUUGGUAGAUAUAAACCUACAUUUAAUACUGAACAGGAAGAAGAAUUAAAAAGCCAUCAUUUGAAUUUGCCGAAGCGAAUCAUAUCGAUCAUCAGUUUAAUAAAGAAAAGCGGAUUGCUGGAAAACAGUGGGCACAAAAAUUCAUGUCAAGACUUGGGGGUUUGUCAAUUCGAACCCCAGAAGCAACAAGCACGAUUUUUCGACUUACUACAAGAGGUUCAACUAAAAUAUCAGUUCAAACCAGAUCGUAUUUUUAAUCUUGAUGAGACUGGGGUAACUGUAGUUCAGAAUCCAAAAAAAAUAAUAGCGCAAAAGGGAAAAAAGCAAGUUGGGAGAGCUAUUUCUGCUGAACGUGGAAAAACGGCCACGGUUGUGGCCUGUGUAAACGCUUUUGGAUCUUUUAUUCCUCCAGUAUUGAUUUACAAACGUGUAAGACUGAACCCCAAUUUAUUAACCGGGGCUAUUCCAGGAACCAUAGGAAUUCCUAGCCCCACCGGUUGGAUAGAUACGGAUAUCUACUUUAAGGUGGUCGAGCAUUUUAUUAAAUCAGUUCGAGCUAGUAAGGAUAACCCAACGCUACUUAUCGUUGAUGAACACAGCAGCCAUAAAUCUUUAAAGGCAGUAAAUUUGUGUCGAGAGCAUGGCAUUGUUGUAAUAACAUUACAACCACAUUGCACUUAUCGCCUUCAGCCCCUUGAUCUCACGGUGUUUGGUCCUUUUAAAUCUUAUUUAAAUUCGGAAAUGGAUAUUUGGAUGACCAACCAUCCAGGAGAACGAAUCACAGAAUAUGACAUGGGUCCUUUAAUAGGCAAUGCAUUCAUGAGAGCAGCUACUCCUAAUAAUAUUUGCAGCGGCUUCAAAACGUCAGGUAUUUUUCCAUACAAUCCAAAUGUUUUUUCUGAUGACGACUACGCCGCAGCAGAUGCAGUUAACGCUGGUUUGAAGGAAGUAUUAGGUGAUAAAAAUAUGAAUAACGAAGAAGCAAAAGACAAGAAAAGCGUAGACAGUGACAUAGAAGGUGAUAUAAAGAGAUUAGAAAGUCCUAAUGUGUCUGUGUCAGAAUUGCUACCACUUCCAAAAUCUAAACAAAAAGCUUCUAAAAAAAACGAUCAACCGAGUUCAGCAAAAGUCAGAAAUUCUAAAAAAGUACUGAGGGUAAAAAGGAACAUAUAUGACGAAGAGCCAGGUGUAUCGGGAAUAAAAACAAAGAAGAAAGUUGUCAAGAAACAAAAACUAAAUAAAGAGGACGAUAAUUGUGAAUGCAUUUAUUGCGGAGGUAAAUUCAGCGACUCUGCCGAAGAUUGGAUAAGAUGUGCUACAUGUGGCUUAUGGUCACACGAGGACUGCACAGAGGUUGAACUGAGAGAGCCAGCUUUAGACCCCGCAGUGGGAAAAUCACUAGGUCUUCGCAGUAGGAAAUAUCUCCAGAUCCCCGCUAAGGGUAAACCACUAGGUCCCUGCAGUGGGAAAAUCACUAGACCCCUGCAGUGGAAAAAUCACUAG